Brachypodium distachyon (stiff brome) is the source of this 3215-nucleotide messenger RNA. RefSeq lists its product as uncharacterized. The record is from RefSeq and is a predicted model, not a curated record. The transcript has 12 exons. Lineage: Eukaryota; Viridiplantae; Streptophyta; Magnoliopsida; Poales; Poaceae. The coding region runs from base 202 to 2274 and encodes 690 amino acids.
UAGGCUCCCAUCCCGAGAGCCCCUAUCUCCGCUCUUCUGCCCCCCUUUCGUUGCAGCCGUGACCAGCAGGAGGAGCGGCGAGAUCUCCAUUUCCGCAGGCACCACUGCAGCGUCGCGCGCCCUCCCCCCUGCAGAUCUUGAUUUUUAAGGAUGGUGUGGUAGCCAGGAUUUGUUUUCCACAGUGGCUGCAAUACUUCUAACAUGGCUGACAGACAGCAUGAUAAGACAACUUUUGCGACUAAACUCACACUGCCAAAAUUUAUGGCUGUUGCUGUUCGUUUAACACUUGAACAGCAAAAGCUUGUUCGGAGCAUGGAUUUUGAGAAUGUUUUGGAUAUCGCAUGUGACACGCUGCCACGCGGUGUUGCUCUGUGGAUGGCCGGUUAUUUCAAUGUACACACUAGGACUUUUGAACUGCCUAAUGGGCUAAAAAUCCAUGUGACACCAUUCUGUAUGCACCAAAUAUUAGGUAUCCCAUUGGGAGGAAGAAAAGUUGAGAAGUGCACUGCUCAGAUGCGAACUUUAAUUGCCGAGCAAACCAACUGCAAAGGAAACUUUCCCACCAUAGCAGAGCUAGAGAAGAUGAUUACCCCAGGCCUAGGUGGUGAUUUGUUCAAAAGAGUGUUCCUUAUGUUCGUGCUUGCUACAUUUAUCUGCCCUUCAAGUCAUGGAGCAGCUAGUCCCGAGUACUAUCACGCCCUUGAAGAUCCAGAUAAUAUAGCUUCAUUCGAUUGGUGUACAGCAGCACUAGACAAGCUUGUGCUAUCAAUUGAAAAUUGGCAGAAAGCCGGCACAUCGGUACUAGGCGGAAAUCUGCUAUCAAUUGUGAUCUUGUAUUUCGAGUUUAUAGACAUCAAUAUAAUGAAAGCGACAACUACCUUGCCACGCCUCUCUCUAUGGACAACUCAGAUGAUAUCUGAAUAUGAAAGGAUGGACUGUAUGAGCUUCCCUCUGCAAAUUUAUGGAAAGCUACCGGUGAAGGAUGUGUCUCAAACACCAUUCAGCAUGGACAUCUUGAAUAGGAACAUUCUGCUUCAAGGCAAUUCCUACCGUGAGUUCCAACAAUUCAUCAUGUCAGCUGUGCCACAGCAGAACCAGAAGAUGGUUAUAAAUGAGAUUCCGAGGAUAAUGGACAAUCUCUAUACAGAGAUUUUAGCAUCAAUUCAACCAGUUGUAACCAAGAAUAUAAUUCAGAUGGUGAAACUGUUUUCAUCUGCUGCAGCCGCACUCCCAGCUGAAGACCCAGCUCAACAUGCUGAAACUAUGGCCAACCUAAACGAAAUCAAGACACCUAUGAAGCCUUGGUGCUCUCAUUCGUCAGCUUUUGAAACACCAGGCGUCUCAAGUGCAGAAAAUGCCAUCAUCCAAUCAAAUUCUCAGCCCAGGGUGGAAAGUGCAAAACAGGAAGCAAUGCAUCUUAAUACACAGCCUGGGGUGGAAGCAAUGGAACAUGAAUUAGUGCAGCUACCAAAAUCAACAAGUCUUAAAGACACAUCAGUCGGUUCGUUAGACAAAAAGGAUACAAGCCUGACAACAAACAUUUUGGAUGAUUUGAUGAAAGAGUCUGUCCAAUUGCCAGAAAUAAGAAGCGAAGAACUGUGUAAGUUAGAUAAUGAAUAUUCCAUCAUUCCAGACCUGGGGAACCUUAUUCAUUUCUGUGAUGAAAUACCAGUUCCUGUUUGUUUGGAUCUGCCUCCACCAAACCGUGAGAUUAUUGAUUCAAUGCUACCAGAGAGAAUUGACAUCACGAUGAGUCAUACUGAAAGUUCAGAAUCAUUUAAUCUAGCUUCUUAUGUGUCUCUGGAUACACAGUGCUAUUGGGAAUCUCAUUGGGAAAGGAGAAAUGCAGAAGGAAUAGGAGCAUCAAGGAUAGACAAGACUGAGCUUUUCCCAGGAUGCAAAGAAGCAAGCUGUGAUUUAGACAGUUCGUUUGAUGGCCAAAAAGAAUCACUGCAGCAUGGCAGUACAAGCACCAAGGCAUGUACUGUAAAGGACAGAAAAAGGUCAACAUGUGUCUCUCUCAACGAGAUGAGCGCUUCAUGCAUUGCACCAAAGAAGAGGAUAAAAAUGUUCGAGGGAAACGAUGCAACACCCACUGAACUUGUCUCAAACAAAGCAUCAACACCUUUUGGUCAUAAUGUGGUUGAUGACUCCUGGAAUGAUGAAGAGACGAUGAGUGAAAUCUUGAAAUCCUCAGACUUGCUUGCGAAAGAGUACUAUGCACAAAAACAAUUAGCACGCCAGCCAGCCAAGGAAUUCAAAUAUCUGAAAUAAGUCCAAGCAAUAUACACUGCAACUUCAGCUCUAAUGCUGUGGAAAAGGAUGUCUAUAAUGAUAUUAUUGAACGGAUACCAUAUCGCAACAGGAGGCUUUGUUCCAGAAGGCUUUUGAAAUCCAGCUGCAUUGUCCAUACAUCUGACUGAACAGAUACUACUUGACGGGUUGUCGACUUGGCGGCAUUGAUAUGAUACUACUACCACUGUCCACAUAUGGCUUUUGGUAUCUCAUGGUUGCAAACUUCAGGAAAAAGGUCUUUGAGAUUUUGCACCCAAAUAACAAGAUUGAUCUCAUUUGUGAUGAAGCAAACACGGUUGUUAGGAACUUCAAGAACGCUUUUAGGAUAGCCAACCCAAGAGCUCAAGUCAAUGUUUUUGACAUGGACACAAAGUUCCGCAGUGUUUCAUACUCAAUAAAAGAGGCUGAUAGCGGUAUUUUUGUCAUGAAACUUAUCCAAAGCCAUGAUGGAGAUACUAUUUUAUGUUUUGAGCCAGAAAAGGCAAAGGCAUUACAGGAAAUGCUAACAUAUUACCUGAUUGCGCAUCCAUGUAAUGAGUGUUUGAUGCCAGAAACAAAGGAAAUCCUGUCUAAGCAUAAUGUUCCUUUUGAUUACAAGACACCAGGCUAUUCCCCAUGGACAUAGGGGGGGGGGGGGGGACAUUUUUUAUGAAGUCAAACUUUUUGAGAAACUGAAGGGUCGGAGAUAGCACAUUCAGUUCCUAGACAUUGCAAAAUUUUAUUACUGAUAUGGGUUAACAUAGCUUAUGAUUCAUGGCAAAACACAUGCGGAUCCCUUUUUCAUAUGUCAGAUUUUUAUUUCUUUUCGGUAGAAACCAUCAAAUACUUUGCGAUGUGUCUGUUUGUUUGUCUCUCAAAACAGCAGGGUUUGCCCUUAUAAAUCUGGAAGUUCUAUGUCAGUUUUCAAAAAAGUUUGAAUA